Molecule: messenger RNA, 2617 nt
Organism: Brassica napus (rape)
Lineage: Eukaryota; Viridiplantae; Streptophyta; Magnoliopsida; Brassicales; Brassicaceae
Product: BEL1-like homeodomain protein 4
Exons: 5
Coding region: 300-2426 (708 amino acids)
Biological process (GO): regulation of transcription by RNA polymerase II
Molecular function (GO): DNA-binding transcription factor activity, RNA polymerase II-specific; RNA polymerase II cis-regulatory region sequence-specific DNA binding
Source: RefSeq, a predicted model, not a curated record
GAUUGGUGGGUUAUAAAGGGAGUCGAUGAAGAAAGAACAGCGACCUCUUCUUCUCUCUUCCUUUCUCUUUGGGGGAGAGAUUAUUAUAAGCUUUCUUUAAUCUUUGAAAUGGUUUCCAGAAAUUUGCUGAAUAAACUCUCACUACCAUAGAAAAAAAUAAAGAGCUCAAGAAAAAGAAAGCUAGAAGGAGAGAGAGAAGAUAGAAAACGAUAGCUAAAGCUCUCAAUCUUCUCUUUCUUUAAUUCUCUGCAACUCAAGGAAAGAUAUAUAACUAUGUAUAUCAAGAAUCAAGAACUGGCAUGGGUCUAGCUACUACAACUGUUCCUCAUCAUCAUCAUCAUCAUCAUCAUCACAAGAAGACUCUUGACAACAGUUUAGAUUCUAUGUCCCAAGAUUAUCAUCAUCACCAAGGAAUCUUUUCCUUCUCCAGUGGAUUCCACCGACCAUUAUCUUCUCAUCAAGAAGAAGUUGAGGAAUCUGCUGUCUCCGGAGCUCAAAUUCCGGUUUACGAAACAGCCGGAAUGUUAUCUGAAAUGUUUAGUUACCCCGGCGGUGGCAACGGUGGCUCCGGUGAGAUUCCUGAUCAUUCAACUAAACAGUUGCUAGAGCAACAAAACCGUCACAACAACAACAACUCAACUCUACAUAUGUUACUACCAAAUCAUCAUCAUCAUCAAGGUUAUGGUUAUCCCAACGAGCAACAAUUCACAUGGCCAUCUUCCUCCGAUCAUCAUCAGAGUCAAGGAGAUAUGAUCGGGACCGUACACGUGGAAGGUGGAAAAGGUUUAUCUCUGUCUCUCUCAUCGUCAUUAGAAGCAGCAGCAGCAGCAGCUAAAGCAGAAGAGUACAGAAGCAUUUAUUGUGCAGCCGUUGAUGGAACUUCUUCUUCUUCUAACGCUUCGGUUCAUCAUCACCAAUUCAAUCAACUCAAGACUCUUCUUCUUGAUAACUCUUCUUCUCACCAACAUCAAGUUAUGGGACAUUUCGGGUCAUCUUCAUCGUCUCCCAUGGCUGCUUCUUCCUCCAUAGGAGGGAUCUAUACGUUGAGGAACUCCAAGUACACGAAACCAGCACAAGAGUUGUUGGAAGAGUUUUGUAGUGUUGGAAGAGGACAUAAUUUCAAAAAGAACAAACUUAGUAGAAACAACUCAAACCCUAAUACUAGCGGUUGCGGCGGCGGUGGUGGUGGUGGAGGUGGAGGGUCAUCUUCGUCGGCGGGAGCAGCCAAUGAUAAUCCUCCGUUGUCUCCGGCUGAUCGUAUUGAGCAUCAAAGAAGAAAAGUCAAGCUACUAUCCAUGCUUGAAGAGGUAGACCGACGGUACAACCACUACUGCGAGCAAAUGCAAAUGGUAGUAAACUCAUUCGACCAAGUAAUGGGUUACGGUGCGGCGGUUCCAUACACGACGUUGGCCCAAAAGGCAAUGUCUCGACAUUUCCGGUGUUUGAAAGAUGCGGUAGCGGUUCAACUAAAACGCAGCUGUGAGCUUCUAGGUGACAAAGAGUCAGCGGGGGCUGCGUCUUCAGGGUUAACCAAAGGCGAAACUCCACGGUUGCGUUUGCUAGAGCAGAGUUUGCGUCAGCAACGAGCGUUUCAUCAUAUGGGUAUGAUGGAGCAAGAGGCAUGGAGACCGCAACGUGGUUUGCCUGAACGCUCUGUUAAUAUCCUUAGAGCUUGGCUUUUCGAGCAUUUUCUUAAUCCAUUCUCACGCCAUCGCAAGAAGAAAGUUUGUACCUUUUCGUGCAUCUACUUGAUUGUGUUUUUCUUCUCUUUUUCUCUAUAUAUUACACAGUUUAUUCAAAACAAUAACAGUAUUGGGUUUACGGUUGUAAAGAUUGUGAAGUCAUUUUCUGGUCUCUUUCUCAGGUACCCAAGCGAUGCUGAUAAGCACCUCUUGGCUCGGCAGACUGGUUUAUCCAGAAAUCAGGUGUCGAAUUGGUUUAUAAAUGCUAGGGUUCGUUUGUGGAAACCAAUGGUUGAAGAAAUGUAUCAACAAGAAGCAAAAGAAAGAGAAGAAGAAGAAUUAGGAGAAAAUAAAAAAGAAGAUUAUCAACAUCAAAGAAGACAUCAACAAACAAACAACAAAGACACGAAACCCAAUGAAAGCAACUUCACUCUCGUUCAGACAAUAACCGCACAAACUCCAACAACGACGAUGAUGACGUCGACUCCUCAUGAAAACGACCCUUCAUCCCUCCCUCCCUGUACCUCCGUCGCAACCGCACCCUCUCUCGGCGUUUCAGGCGCUUUCACCGUCUCCACGUGUCAGCAAGAUGUCAGUGACUUCCACGUCGAGGAUGGUGUCAUAAGAUUCGGGACCAAACAGGCUGGCGACGUGUCACUUACGCUUGGUCUACGCCACACUGGCAAUAUGCCUGAUAAUAAUAAGAACCCUUCUUUCUCCGUUAGAGACUUUGGAGAUUUUUAGACUGCUUUCUUCGUUUCCUCGUUUCUCCAUUUAUCAAUCAAUUUAUUAGAGUGCAUUUUUUUUGGUUUAUGCCAAUAUGUUUUUAGUCUGUUCACUUAUAUACUUUAAAGUUUCUUUUUCGGUCUGUCAUCUCGUAAGAAGAAGAUAAAUACAUAUAUAAAUUGAUACCCCAGCUACAAAUUAAAGUUCUA